AUGAGUAGUCAUGUUGUUGUAUUAGCAUCAACUCCAGAGCAAGCAGAUGAUACCUAUUAUUCCGCUCAACAAGUUGAACAUGUUUUGAAUGGAAAGAAACAACAUUUGAAACAAGUCCAAAUUUCCCUAUUGGAAACUAACAUGGGUUUGGAAGCAAGUGAUUUGUUUGGAAAAUCAUCUCCAUUGCAUGAUGUCUAUGUUUCUAAAAAGCAAACAAGAAAGACUGAAUUAUUAGAAUUAAAGAGUGAAUUAGAAUAUGAAAUUGAUAAUUUCCAAAAAUUGCUUGCUAAGAAACUUGCCAUUAAUGAAAUGGGAGAAUCCACCAUCUUGACAACAGCUCAUGCUAUCAGAUUCUAUCAAGAAAUUAUCAAUGAAGUAAAGAUGAAACCAUUGAAAUUACUUUAUAAGGCAUCAAGAGAUGGUUUCCAAUCAAAGCAAUUCCACACCAAAUGUGAUAAUCAAGGAGCAACUGUUACAAUUAUUAAGGCUGAUACAGGUGCUAUUUUCGGUGGAUAUACAUCUGCUGCUUGGAAUACUACUGUCAUGAGUCAAUUUGCCUAUUCUGAACGUGCCUUUUUGUUUAGUUUAGUUUCUAAUAGUGGUGAAGAAAGAUUUAAAAAGUUGAAUCAACUUGCUCCACCUAAUUCACCAAGUCAAGGAAGAUCAAUUUAUUCCCAUUCUCGUUUUGGUCCUACUUUCGGUGGAGGUCAUGAUUUAUAUAUUUGUUCUAAUGCCCACGAAAAUACUGGAAGUUAUUGUCAUCCAAAUACUUAUGCUGAUUUCGGAAAAGAGUAUUUAGCAGGUUCUUAUAAGGAAUGGCUUGUAAAGGAUAUUGAAGUUUAUUCACUUUAA
Naegleria gruberi is the source of this 852-nucleotide messenger RNA. RefSeq lists its product as uncharacterized. Bases 1 to 852 code for a protein of 283 amino acids. The transcript has a single exon. The record is from RefSeq and is a predicted model, not a curated record. Lineage: Eukaryota; Heterolobosea; Eutetramitea; Acrasida; Naegleriidae.